Messenger RNA from Aspergillus uvarum CBS 121591, 757 nucleotides. RefSeq lists its product as uncharacterized. Bases 237 to 626 code for a protein of 129 amino acids. The transcript has a single exon. Lineage: Eukaryota; Fungi; Ascomycota; Eurotiomycetes; Eurotiales; Aspergillaceae. The record is from RefSeq and is a predicted model, not a curated record.
UGCGCCAUUGAUUGGUCGACCCGUCUGGAUUUUAUUUUUCUCCUGGGCUCCACUCAUUGAAGCUCAUGCCGAGGCUUGCGCUGCCGCUGCCCGCUCCGCGAGAUCCGGGCUGGACCUCCGAUAAGGAGAUGGAAAAAAAGGGGGCAGGAUCGUACUAUACCCAUGUCUCUGUCGAGAAUUGAGAUCAUAACACCUGAAACAUCUCCGAUGCAACCGAAGCUUGGGCUGGACUAUUUAUGACACAUCAAUUGCUCACUUUGAUUGUGUUCCGUGCUUUAUCGAGCACCUAUUCCAAAAGUCGUGAGAUAGUGAAUAGAAAAAAGAAAGAAAAAAAAAAAAAAAGGCUUCUCUUUAUCGGGGCCAACGGCGACGCCGACAAUUUCCGGGUCUGCGACGCCUCAGGCUUCGAUCAUCCCCACAGGACUAUGCCGGUUGGGACAGGGAAGCCGUUAUGCUGCGUGGUUCCCUGGCAUUCUUCGCGCACUCUCCUACCGCUUGUUAAACUAGGGCUAGACUAUCAAUCCUUUGUUUUCGCGGUUGGGAAGGUUGUUUGUGGUGGGCAUGGGUUUCCUGUGCGAUCAACGAGAUUGAGUCUAUUGAUUAUUGUUACAAGUUGUUGGUGGUAGUGUUGGUCUUUAGCAACCGGUGGCAAUUCUGACGUGCCAUUAUGCCGGUGGGUGCAUCUCUUCUCCUGAGGCAAUUCUCCUUGCAUAAUACUUAAACCCUUAUGUCAAUAUAUGCCAACUCAGGGCCCUUG